Molecule: messenger RNA, 1023 nt
Organism: Coccomyxa subellipsoidea C-169
Lineage: Eukaryota; Viridiplantae; Chlorophyta; Trebouxiophyceae; Coccomyxaceae
Product: GTPase EngC
Exons: 8
Molecular function (GO): GTPase activity; GTP binding
Source: RefSeq, a predicted model, not a curated record
ACCGAGCUGCUGUGCACGGUGCGGGGGAUUCUGAAGAAGAUCAAGCAGAGCGUGCUCGUGGGGGACCGCGUGCGUGUGGCUGGCAUCGACUGGGAUGACCGCCGGGGGACGGUGGAUGAGGUGCUGCCGCGGAGGAGCGAGCUGCAGGACCCGGCAGUGGCCAACGUUGACCAGGUGCUGCUGGUGUUUGCCCUGGAACGCCCCCCUCUGGACCUGCGCACUGCCACCAGGUUCCUUGUGAGCACAGAGGCCGCGGAUCUGCCAGCGACCGUGGUGCUCAACAAGGCAGACCUCGUGCCUUCCGAGGAGUGCAGCCAAGCCUUGGCAGAGAUUGAGAGCUGGGGGUAUGACGCGAUCGCAGUGAGUGCGGCGACCGGGCGUGGCCUGGAUAGGCUAUCAGAGGUGCUCAAGGGGCGCGUAUCCGUUGUGGCGGGGCCCUCGGGGGUCGGCAAAUCGUCGCUCAUCAACGCCAUCAAGCUGGAGGCCGACGCAGCUUCCUCUAGCUCCGCCAUGGCCAGUUCUGGCACACCUACUCUCGACAAUUGGCGGGGGAUGCAGGCGGCGGUGGAGCGGCUGGGGCUGCAACCCGUGGGGGACCUUACUAAUCUGGGGCGCGGAAAACAUACCACCCGCCAUGUGUCCCUCUUAGAGGUGGCGGGGGGCCUGCUUGCGGACUCGCCUGGCUUCAACCAGCCCUCGCUUGACGAUCUCAAUGUUGCCUCGCUGUCAGACUGCUUCCCAGAAGUGCGCGAAAGGGCCGAGAGCUGCGCGUUCAAAAAUUGCCAGCAUCUGAUCGAGCCCGGCUGCGCGGUGCGCGAGGACUGGAGCCGCCACGAGCUGUACGUGGAACUCCACGAGGAAGUGAAAGCCGCAGAGGAUCUGGCGCGGGUGCGCUCGGCCAGCAAGAAGCGGCGCGAGGGCAGCGUGCGGUACAAGAGUGCGGCCGGGGGUGUGCGCACGCGUGAGGCGCUGCUGGACAUCAAGAGCCACCGCCGCGUCAGCAGGCGCCAGGUGAGCCUCUGA